AUAUACGAACAUCGUAUCGGUACUUUCAUUCAGCAAACCAACCAACGAAGCUUCAAAGAACAGGCAGUCACGAAAGUAAUCUGCGCAAGUUUGGUCGUGGUGCUUGUGUUGCAUGUGUACGCGUACGGAUCAUGCGUUGUAAAAAUACAGUACAUGGAUGAGGGUUCAAAAAUUAAAUGGAUGCCAUCGGAAAACAAGCGUCUUUACAAUUUAAAUUCGUGUGGUCGGCAGCAUAACAUUUUCUAAAGUAUGUUGGUGCAUUGAAAAAGUUUUGUUAAUGCAAUGAUUCUAAGUUGAGUGUAAUAAGGUUCUUUAGUGCGCUUAUAGUGACAAAUUAGUGAUUUUUUGUGUGUGUGGAAGAUGGAUACGCCGAAGCGGAUUAAGACUAUUUCCUCACUUGUAAGCAGUCCUGCAUUGCAUAAUCAGGUGUUAUUAGGAGCGGACUCAACACCAUCUGGAUAUAAUCAUCACCAUCAUUGGAAUCCGGUUGGUGGCUGGCCACCGGAAGCAUUGACCAGUCCAGCAUCAACAUGUAGCUCACCGGAGACUUUAUUUGGAAAAACACUUACUGGGACACCGACUACAACCACCAAUUGCGGUAGUAGCAACAAUGACUGGAAGCAUCAACUCGGAACAAGUUCGGCGGAAAAAUCGGAAAACAAACGAGGCCGUCCAAGAUCCGAGGCUCUCACAACUCUGAUGGUAGAAGGUUCCGUCUCUCCAUCGGCAAUCAAAUGUCGAUACUGCAAUCGUGUGUUUCCACGGGAGAAAUCGCUCCAGGCCCAUCUACGGACGCACACAGGCGAACGACCGUAUCAGUGUGACUAUCCGGGAUGUACCCGCGCAUUCACCCAGAGUGGUCAGCUGAAAACUCACCAGCGGUUGCACACCGGAGAACGACCGUUCAUAUGUUCGGCCGCCAACUGCCAAAUGCGCUUUACCCAUGCCAAUCGGCACUGUCCCGAUCAUCCUUACGACACAUUGAAACGGUGCGACGAUUUUGUAAUACAAACCGUUCCGGAACAGAACAGUGAAGUACUGAAAUGGUUGGACAAAUACCGAAUGGAACGGGAGGACCGAACUCCCACCCGGAAGACACCCAAGCGGGCAAAUCACAGCGCUCAGAACGAGAAUGAAAACCGUUCGCGAACUGCUAGUAACAAUGAGAACUACGCUAUCAACGGUACUACCUUCCAGUCACCGAUAACACCUCGAUCGCCCUUCAAAAGUCGUAAGGGUCUGAUGUGUGAGCUGGAUAUGAAUGCGGGUAUGGGAUUGGCAGCUAGUCCGAUUACAGCCAAGACGAAACCGAAUAUUCCCAAAUUGAUCCAAUGGCAAGAGCCCACUAGCCAAGAAGAGGACGAAUCGGGUGAUGAAUCCAGUGGCAUUCCGAUUCGUUCAACGUUCAAUCCUAAAAAGAAGUGGCUUCGUGAUGCAUGGCAGGAGGACCUUGCAAAACCACUGGAACCAAGCAUUAUUUCGCCACAAGUGCUUUCCAGCACAACCUCAACAGCAGCUUUGAAACAACAGCUUAACCAGGAAAGAAACAACCUAAACAAUAACACUACUCUUGAUCCUAACCAAAUGCGUCCUACAGUUCUGAUGGUAGCCAGCAAGGAUUCUGCUCGCCCGCUCAACGAGCAAACCGUUCCGUCAACGCAAACCGGGAAACCAGAGGAAUCUAACCGGAAAUUACAGGGAGCGCUUGCUUUGAUGCAACUGGCUACUGAGGAAUCGGCAGCGCUAAUGGCACCGUAUAUGGCAGACACACCAAUCAAAGAAGUAAUUGACAAUAUUGAUGGAAACACAAAUACUUCCUGCUCGCCACCAUUAACAACUACUUUUGCUGAGCAUCGACCGCUACGAAUACCAAUGAUAUCCCAUCUAUCCGGUGACAUUGAUCAUAGCAUACCGUUUACACUAGCCGCCGAAGCAUACGCUAACUAUCAACGGUUGUGAACGGAAAAUUUUCUUGUACUAUUCUAACUUCCUUGUAAUCCGAUCUCUUCUAUAAUCUGCCUUUCUGGAUUUUAAAAGAUCCCACUAGUUUACAAUGUCCAAAGAAAGCAACCCCAGGAAGGGCAAGGGUAUCGAUCGCGCUCCGUAAACUUUACCCUGUGAUGUAUCUGUGUAUUUUAUUUUAGGUUCUUUACUGUUUAUUUUCAGUUUAAUAGAUUUUUAAACAUACGAUAUAGUUUUUGAUCUGUUAACAUUUUUCGAUUAUAGCCACCCAAGCAAACUAAUCACUGUAUAAUCUACGUGAAAUACUAUGAAUUUCGUUUUAAAUUCGCAAACCGCAGAACAUGAAAGCUAUUUAUUUGAUUUAUGAUUUGAAGUCUGCAUAACUAUUUUGAGCAAUAGUCUCAAACCUACAGAAAAAGAAAAUUACCAACCAAGCUCGAAAUCCAUUUUAGGUUAGAAUCACAGCGAGCAUAUUUUAUAAUAUGUACUAUAGAUAGGUAUUACUUACGAACGACUCAUUAUAUUUUCCACGAAAUGCAUCCAUGAUGUUUUAAUA
Molecule: messenger RNA, 2518 nt
Organism: Malaya genurostris
Lineage: Eukaryota; Metazoa; Arthropoda; Insecta; Diptera; Culicidae
Product: Krueppel homolog 1-like
Exons: 2
Coding region: 361-1959 (532 amino acids)
Source: RefSeq, a predicted model, not a curated record